AUGGCUCGCCGGCACCAGCGCGACCAAGUGUCCCUACGAAUUCCCCUACAAAAAAUGGCCCUUGUCCUACUGGUAACCUCGACUAACGACGAAGCAACCUUUGCGGCCUUGCUUAUUCUUUUAAUUGAAAGAAGACUCAGAGCAACAACUGGACGAAGGGGGCAUUAUGUGUCCCUACGAGAUUCCUUGGAAAAAUUGGCCCUUGUCCUGCUGAAGACUAGGGGCAUCAACUGGACGAGGGCGGCGUUAUGUGUCUCUUUAGGUGAAGAAUCCUACAACGAUACGUAUGGGUUGUACACCAACUCACCGAGCUCCUGGAAACCCGAAGUCGUCUUUUACUCGUCCGAAUCCGGUGAAAAGGUCGUCGAAUCGAUGAGGGUGUUGAUCGCGCAUUUGAUGAUGCCCUACGUCUAUGCUGUCUGCGCUUCCUUUCACGCUGCAAGCUCGUUCAAGGAUAUAGACCGCACUUCGAAAUAUCUGUUAGACAAAUACAUCCCAUCAUAUACUCUAACGCUCUGGGCACUCAUUAACGCACGGUCGUAUUACUGUAAGAGCAAGGCAUCUCACACGCCUGUAAUCGAGGCACUUCGGAAAACGACACGGUUGCAUUUUGUUCGCCAUGGCAGCCUGGAUCCUCUUCCGAACGCGGAGUUCGCAUUGCUUUCCGCCUGCCACACCGCUGAACAACCUCACGAUAGCCCACAUGAUGAAGUGCUUCGCCUGGCCACGGCAAUGCAGUCCUCUGGAUAUCGAAGCGUGAUUGGAACGAUACUAUUUACGAAUACGAAUACAAUGUGCAACUACGACGAGGGGGUUGAGGCGAAGUUCAAACGAGCGGCUACUGGUCUUCGCGAAGCAGCAGUAGAGUCAAAAGCACGAAUAUGGUAUUCAGACGGACUAAGUGAUGGAUCAACUUGUUUCACAUAG
Fomitiporia mediterranea MF3/22 is the source of this 927-nucleotide messenger RNA. RefSeq lists its product as uncharacterized. Bases 1 to 927 code for a protein of 308 amino acids. The transcript is spliced from 5 exons. The record is from RefSeq and is a predicted model, not a curated record. NCBI's taxonomy places the organism in Eukaryota, Fungi, Basidiomycota, Agaricomycetes, Hymenochaetales, Hymenochaetaceae.